AUGACCUCGGCUUCUAACUCUGGUAAUCGACCGCCGAAACGAAAGCGCGCUGAAGCUGUUUGUUUCUUUUGUCAUUCAAAGAAGAUCAAGUGCGAUUUGCAGAACCGGACGUCGCAAGGGGAGACGAAAUGCUCCAACUGUGUUAAUCAAGAUCAAGAUUGUCAUCUUCGGCCGUCAAGGAGGGGCAAACAACGCCGGCGAGCGUCUACACAGGCUGAAUGUGGGACCGAAUGCGACACCAUUGUAGCCGCAGAAAUCGACUUUGAUGAGAAUGUAAUUGGUCCAGGCAUGGGUGACACGCCAGCGCCUGUGCAUGCUACACCAACUCACGUCGCGUUCAACAUACCUUCGGCUGAGCGCGCUCCAGAUACUGCGGUAAGCCAUCUGACCAAGGCAAGCACAUCUCCAACAGAAGGUGCUGGCUGCAGUCAUGCAGGAGACGUCGAUACGGGCUUCCUUCAGAUCUACGGACCUGAGAAUCAACUUGAAGCAGAGCAGCAAGAACUUGUCGCGAAUCUCGAGCUUCGCAAUCCGGCAUCAGACCCCCGACAACAAGAGUUACAACAGAGCUUUUCAGAAACAUAUUUUGAGUAUUGCUACCCAUGGUGUCCUGUACUCGAUCAUGAAACUCUUGACUCUGAACUUGCGCGGUCGCCUAUGCUUUCGAAUGCACUUGCGCUCGCCGCGAGUCAUAUCCAGCCACCUUUGAUACCUCACCAAGGCCCAGCAUCCUACUACGAAAAAGCAAGGAUGAUGUUUUAUAUGGAUGAAGAGCCGGAUAUACUUACUUCUCUCAAGGCUGUCUCUUUGUUCUACUGGUGGGCACCUCGCUCACCUUCGACAGCACAUCGACAUGCAAGCUGGUGGUGGACCUCUGUCAUAAUACGGCAUGCACAGCAGAUGAACAUCCACCGCGAGCCGAAACAAAGUGGCGUGGCUUCGAGUGCACUCCACCUGAGCUUACGCCGGCGAUUAUGGUGGACUGUAUUUGCACGAGAGAGAUUGACGUCCCUCUGCCAAAGCAAACCCUGCAUCAUUUGCCCCGAAGAUAUGACGAUACAGGAAGUGCAACCCUCAGAUUUCCCAAGCGAUCCGGCAUCACAGAAAAAAGGUCGAAUAUUCAUGUACUGGGUCCGGCUUUGCGCUAUAAUGGGCAAAGUGUCAAAAGCACUAUCGAAGUCAGUGGACUCGUCUUCGGAAAUCCCGACAUUCCCCACGGAGCUUAGGCAAGAGCUUGUCGCAUGGGUUCAGUCGCUACCGCCAGACCUUCAGCUACCGAUAGGCUCCAGUCGAACAGAAGGGUUCGACCGAGAUGUCCAUCAAUUGCAUCUCCCAUACUUGACAACGAUCAUUGUGAUGCACUUGCAGAGAACAACACCAGACUUGCCGCAAGCUCUACCGCCCGCUAUCUUAGCUGCUUCAUGCAUCGCCAGAAUUCUGAGGGAUAUCUUAUCACGUGGUAACGCCCGGUUUCUCAUGGCAAUUACCUGCUGGUAUUGCGGUACAGCCUUUAUAGCGUUAUUACAAGCAAGUCGAAUUAAGCAGUUCUCCCAAGAAGCAGAAGAGGGCUUGGACAUUCUGGACCAAGCAGUCGGACAGCUCCAGCAAAUGUGGGCUUCUGCCAAUGUCAUCAGACAAGGCUUCGAACGAUUGCGCGCGCUACCUCGAAGUAUGAUGCAUACUGGUAAAGGUAGAGCGACAGCGUCCAAUGGCUCCAGCGAUGGGCCAUCGAAUGACUUUGACUGGAAGCUCUUAUUUCCCUUCGUGACUAGGUCCACAAGUCGGAUUGCGGAUUGUCUGCUUGCCGAUGAUGAGUUUGGAACGACGGCAACCGCGCUACCGUCCCCGGAGAAUGCUGUUUUUCACGAAGACCUGCUCAAUCGAUAUCAUGAUCUGCUUGAGCCAUUCGUUGAUUAUAAUUUUGACUUUUCAAAUAUUAAUCUUGAUAUCCUAUAG
Fusarium graminearum PH-1 is the source of this 1956-nucleotide messenger RNA. RefSeq lists its product as uncharacterized. Bases 1 to 1956 code for a protein of 651 amino acids. The transcript is spliced from 5 exons. Gene Ontology annotation, biological process: regulation of DNA-templated transcription; DNA-templated transcription. Gene Ontology annotation, molecular function: DNA-binding transcription factor activity, RNA polymerase II-specific; DNA binding; zinc ion binding. The record is from RefSeq and is a predicted model, not a curated record. NCBI's taxonomy places the organism in Eukaryota, Fungi, Ascomycota, Sordariomycetes, Hypocreales, Nectriaceae.